AUGCGCAAGGCCAUGCUGCUCUAUUAUCGGUACUUUGUCUUCGGGCUUAUCGUCGUCGGCGACGCUGUCCUCUGCAGCGCCGGCGUGUGGAACCUCAGCCUUGCUCAGGCAGCGGGGUCAACUCCGCAGGUGGACCCGUUUGUCAUUUUUCUGGGCGCUUUCGGCCUUGUGAUUGUACUUCCCACCUUGUUCUUAGAUGUAUUCUGGAAACAUGCGCUCACUGGACGCGUGUGGAUCGAGUCUGUAUGGGUAGGACUGUUGUCGCUGCUGCACCUCGCGGGUGCAGCGGCCGUGACUGCAAACUUGCCCGCUGUUAUGUGCGGACAUCAAGACGCCCACGUUUUCGCUAAUUCAUGUACAUCCACGAAGCUCAUUGAAGCUUUCGCAUGGUCAUGCGCUGUAUCUCUGCUCAUCUAUCUAUUCGCCCUCAUCUCUUCCGGUAUCAUACACUCCCGCCUCGACGACAUUGUGUGGCAUGCUCACGUCCGCACGUACCCAUGGUACCGACAUGCCUAUUGUCAACAGAUCAAAAGUCGACCGGGCUCCCCCGCUCUCCCUCACCGUCACUCCGUCGUCGCCCCUCAACCUCGCCGCCCAAUCAAUUUACCCACUGAAUCAGAAUUGGGCGCCCACUAUCAGAUCGAAUACCUCGGCUCCCCUAUCGCCGUGGAGGCAGCGGAAAACCCGGUGCCUCCCAUCCCUGCGGUCACAGCCGCCCAGUCGAUGCUACAGAAGACACGCCAGGUGUCAUUGACGAUGCCCUCGCUGUAUCCUGAACACAUACAAUCGACUUGGAUGGCGCCUGAGCGCGGGCCCCUCCUUCCCGAACCGUCGGCUUCACGACCCGAGUCCAACCCUGCGCCUUGGCGGACUGUGUCUCUUCCCGCCGACGAGUCGCCGUUGGGUGAAUGGCCACGCAAGGAUAUCAUGAAGGCGCCUCCGGGGCCGCGGCGCACAGCCCGCAAGCCGCCGCCUUCCGCGUUUCCCGAUGCAUCCCAGAGUCCCCCCGUUGCUGAGUCGGCGGAGGAGAAGAGGGUUUCAUCCACACAGUCGCCUUCAUCCCGUCCAGUGCGGCCGACGGGUCCGCGGCAGCGGACUCGGUCCAGCUUGGACAUGCUGCGCCCGCCUGCAUUAGAUCUCUCAGGGAUCAGCAACAUUCGGACUUAG
Messenger RNA from Heterobasidion irregulare TC 32-1, 1167 nucleotides. RefSeq lists its product as uncharacterized. Bases 1 to 1167 code for a protein of 388 amino acids. The transcript has 7 exons. Lineage: Eukaryota; Fungi; Basidiomycota; Agaricomycetes; Russulales; Bondarzewiaceae. The record is from RefSeq and is a predicted model, not a curated record.